Pundamilia nyererei is the source of this 1161-nucleotide messenger RNA. RefSeq names its product synaptic vesicle membrane protein VAT-1 homolog. The transcript has 6 exons. Gene Ontology annotation, biological process: negative regulation of mitochondrial fusion. The record is from RefSeq and is a predicted model, not a curated record. Gene Ontology annotation, cellular component: mitochondrial outer membrane. Gene Ontology annotation, molecular function: oxidoreductase activity. Lineage: Eukaryota; Metazoa; Chordata; Actinopteri; Cichliformes; Cichlidae. Bases 1 to 1161 code for a protein of 386 amino acids.
AUGUCUGGCGAAGAGGGUCCAACUCAGCAGCAACAGCCUGAGCAGGAGAAAAAGCCUGAUGAGCCUCCCUCAGCUGCUUCGGAUGCACCUCAGCAGGAGUCAGCAGCUGCAGCAGAACCACCAGCAGCUGUAGCAGAACCACCAGCUGCAGCACCAGCCGCUGAGGAGAAGCCGCUCUCCUUCCGCGCUCUGGUACUCACAGGACAUGGGGGCUACGACAAAGUCAAGCUGCAGGUGAAGACGAUGGCCAAGCCGAAGCUGAAGGCAGGAGAGGUCCUGGUGCGCGUCAAGGCAUGCGGGCUGAACUUCGCCGAGCUGCUGGCCAGGCAGGGGCUGUAUGAGCUGCUGCCUUCCCCGCCCGUCACGAUGGGAAUGGAGGGCUCCGGGGUCAUUGAAGCGGUCGGGGAGGAUGUGAAUGACAGGAAAGUUGGCGAUCGUGUCAUCGCAUUGGCCCGCAGCGGCAUGUGGCAGGAAGUAGCUGUCGUGAGUGCUGACCGCACCUUCCUUAUGCCCGAGGAGAUGAGUUUUGAGGAAGGUGCUGCUUUAACUAUUAACUACAUGACCGCCUACAUGAUGCUGUUUGAGAUGGCCAAUCUUAGGCCGGGCAAAAGCGUUCUUAUACACAUGGCAGCAGGUGGUGUGGGUAUUGCUGCUACCCAGCUGUGUCAAACUGUGCAGGAUGUGACUGUUUUUGGCACGGCGUCGGCUUCCAAACAUGAGACUAUUACCCAAGGCGGGGUAACUCACCCCAUCGACUACCGCACCAAAGACUACGUGGAGGAAAUCCGCAAAAUCAGCCCGAAGGGUGUGGACAUCGUCCUCGACCCCCUUGGUGGCUCUGACACCCAAAAAGGCUAUAGUUUGUUGAAGCCCCUGGGCAUGAUUAUAGUCUUUGGUGCAGCCAAUUGUGUGACAGGCCAGAGGAAGAACCUGCUGGCCAUGGCAAAGACCUGGUAUAACCAGCUCUCUCUGAACACCAUGAAACUGAUGCAGUCCAACAAAGCUGUCAGCGGCUUCCACCUGGGAUACAUCACUGAUGAGCAGCUCUUCGGCAGGACUAUGUCUACGCUGCUUGAGCUCUACAAGCAGGGAAAGAUCAAGCCCCGCAUUGACUCCAGCUAUCACUUUGAGGAGGUAAGUCUGAUCGGGUUUGCAGUGUAA